GGUCAAACACCACCUUCCGCGAACAUCUGUGAAGCUCGAGCGGGACCAGUGGAGGACUACAAAGACCUCUCUCGGUCCUCUCUCUCUCUCUCUCUCUCUCUCUCUCUCGCUACACUCAUGUUUAUUUAUUGGUUUCCCCAUGUGGAUAUGGAAUUCGUAGUGCUUAUUUGACUGACAGUUGUUCGUUCCCAAACUGAGGUCGAGACUCACCAACGCCUUUCCAGCUUCGAUCUCAGUACCAAACAACCAGCUUUUUCUUACCCCGUUACCAUCAGUAGUAAUAUCAUCGCCAGUUCGGAGCUCCACUACUCUCCGGAGUUUCGGGGCUCUGAAAUGUCACCGUCUCAGCUGGGGACUGAAGCUCCGGUAAACUGCGGGGCUGACUCUCCGAAUUGCGAGUCGAGUGCCGUGACCAAGGUGCAGAAGGUUUACCGGAGUUACCGUACCAGGCGUUUGUUAGCGGAUUCCGCCGUAAUAGCCGAAGAGCUGUGGUGGCAGUUAACCGAUUAUGCUCGAUUGAACCACAGUACUAUCUCCUUCUUCAAUUUUUCAAAACCAGAGACGGCUGCGUCGCGGUGGAAUCGAAUCAGCUUGAAUGCUUCCAAGGUGGGUCAAGGUUUGUCCAAAGACGCCAAAGCACAAAAGUUGGCUUUCGACCACUGGAUUGAAGCUAUUGAUGCAAGGCAUCGAUAUGGACAUUGCUUGCAUGAGUAUUACGAAGAGUGGUGUAGAUCAGAUGCUGGUCAGCCCUUCUUCUACUGGUUGGAUGUUGGAGAUGGCAAAGAGGUUGAUCUCAAGGAUUGCCCAAGAUCUAAGCUUCGGGAGCAAUGCAUCAAGUACCUCGGACCACAAGAGAGAGAACAGUAUGAGUACCUUGUUGCGGAGGGGAAAAUAGUGCACAAAGAAAGUGGAAAUUCUCUUGAUACAAGCAAGGGAUUGCCAGGGGCAAAAUGGAUUUUUGUGCUGAGCACCACCAAGAAACUUUAUGCUGGCCAGAAAAAGAAAGGAGUUUUUCAUCAUUCCAGCUUCCUUGCUGGAGGAGCUACUUUAGCUGCUGGAAGGCUUGAGGCAGAGGAAGGAAUUCUUAAGUCUAUAUCGCCGUACAGUGGACAUUACCGGCCGACUGAAGACAGCCUUGGUGGAUUUUUAACAUUUCUCAAGGAAAACGGAGUGAAUAUCAGUGCAGUUGAGAUACGCAAGGCAAACGAGGACUAUGACAACUCCGAAGGGAGCAAAUCCAGUAGAGAAGAAAUCGCAACUGAGCUUCCAACAGAUUCAAAAUCCGCUCAGGUUGAUCCUUCUAUUGAAAAAGAAGCAACCUCGGAACCAACUGAAACUCCCCAAACUGAGACCAAAAGCAAUUACUCGAGGACUUUAUCAGGAGGCCUCCAGAGCCCAAGAGCAGUGGUGCCCAAGAAAGCUAUAUUGGAAAGAAUUAAUUCCAAGAAGGCAGCCAGUUCAUAUCAGUUAGGUCAUCAGCUCUCUCGGAAAUGGUCGACCGGUGCUGGUCCAAGAAUUGGUUGUGUUGCUGACUAUCCAGUAGAGUUGCGAUUACAAGCGCUUGAGUGUGUGAAUCUCUCUCCGAGAACUCCUCCAACGCCAUCACGUUACCGGCGGAUGGAUGAGCUCGCUUCCCCUACAGCUUGUCCUGCAUCCACUAACUGAAUCUGGAUGUUAUUCCCCCUCCCAACUUCUGAUUAAUGCUUCAUGCUCAGGCUUUUAGUGGAUCUAAAUUCAUAGUCUGUGAAUGUGGAUUGAGACUUUUUAGGAUUUAAGCUAUCUUCGUCUUAAUUUCGUCUCUUCACUCGUUUCAAAA
Messenger RNA from Rhododendron vialii, 1816 nucleotides. Its product is annotated as IQ domain-containing protein IQM3-like. The record is from RefSeq and is a predicted model, not a curated record. The transcript is spliced from 9 exons. Gene Ontology annotation, molecular function: protein binding. NCBI's taxonomy places the organism in Eukaryota, Viridiplantae, Streptophyta, Magnoliopsida, Ericales, Ericaceae. Bases 334 to 1665 code for a protein of 443 amino acids.